This is a messenger RNA of Sporisorium graminicola, 1803 nucleotides long. RefSeq lists its product as uncharacterized. Gene Ontology annotation, molecular function: lipid binding. NCBI's taxonomy places the organism in Eukaryota, Fungi, Basidiomycota, Ustilaginomycetes, Ustilaginales, Ustilaginaceae. Gene Ontology annotation, biological process: phospholipid transport; mitochondrion organization. The coding region runs from base 1 to 1803 and encodes 600 amino acids. Gene Ontology annotation, cellular component: ERMES complex; endoplasmic reticulum. The record is from RefSeq and is a predicted model, not a curated record. The transcript has a single exon.
AUGCAGCAACAGCAACCGCGCGAUCAACAUGCCGGCUUGGCGUAUCCGCCGCUCGCGCAACAUCCUGCGCCCGCCUACUUUGCCUAUCUUCCGUCACCCUCACGAUGGACAUUCACGCAGGGCUUCAUUGCAGGCCAGAUUUCCAUGGUCAUUGUUGCUCUCCUUCUUAUACGCUAUGUCAUCUUCGAGGACUCAGCUACCGCGCUAGAGAAAGAUCGUCUCAUGCGUCUCAAGAUCUCUGAGCGUCGUUCCAAGCGUCAUGCCAAAGCACUGCUUCAAGGUGCCCGCAGAGCCAAUGGUGGAGCAACAACUGCUUCCUCUUCAGCGGCUGCAAAUCCUAUGCGCAGGUCGAAUCGCAUCUCGUCCGACUCGAAAGCUUCCAUGUUUGCUAAUAUCCUUGACAAGACUGCCUACGACCUAUCAUCACACCUACCAGAGACCACCGAUUGGCUCAACGUCAUGUUUGCCCAAGCCAUCGCAGGCUACCGCGAGGAUGUGCUGGCUGGCGGCGUCUCCUCUCAUCCUCCUUCUCGUUCCCACAACCAUCACACUGCGUCGCGUCACGCUUUCGGCUCGGAUGCCGACCAUAACCCGCACCAUCUCGAGCCAGAAAAGGAGAGGACUGCGCGUGACCUCAUGGAGGAGAUCCUCAACCGUGCCUCGUCCUCCUUCCUCGACCCCAUCCGUGUCACUGAGGCCGACUUUGGCGACGCAUACCCCAUCUUCACCAAUGCACGCGUUCGCCCCGCAGAUGAUACUGGUCGAACACGCAUCGAGAUUGACGUCGACUACUCGGACCAGAUCACCCUUGCCAUCGAUACAAAGCUUCUCAUCAACUUUCCCAAGCCCAGAUUCGCCGUCCUGCCCGUCUCGCUCAGCCUGACCAUCGCACGCUUCUCGGGAACGUUGGCCGUUGAACUCUUCUCGUCCGACCCAAACGCCACUGUUCUUCCUACGGCGGCACCGAAUCUCGCUUCCAACCCGUCGAGCGCAAAGCCAGCGCAGCUGCCCACUCCGCCACGCUCUCGCCAUCAACUCCAUUUCUCGCUUCAUCCCGACUUCGCACUCGAGGCCUCGGCUUCGAGCUUGCUCGGCUCCAGAGCAAAGCUGCAAGACAUUCCCAAGAUUGAACAGCUGCUCAUCUCGCGCCUGCGUGGCUGGAUCAUGGACCGAUUUGUCUGGCCCCGAUACUGGAGCCUCACCCUUCCCAACUUGGUCCCUUCGCCCUCGGCUGCCCGGAACGCGGAUCCGACUCACGGCACAACGGAUGCAGCUGUACCAGCCUCUGUCGAUUCAGCCGGCGGCGGCGGUCCAGGUCAGAUGAAUGUCGGCACAGGGAUCGAGAGAACGGACGACUCGAUCAUUCAGCCCGGUCACCACGAGUCAGCGCGGCAGGAGAUGCUGCAUGCUUCCUCGGAUCGAGCCAGCCAUGUACCGCCACGGCCGCCUCAUUCUCGCUCUUCGUCAUCCGCCUUGGGCAACGCGAUGCGCACAGGCAGCGGCAUGGGCAGCGUCGAAGCAUGGAGGGCGCACACAGCGGGGGUAUACGGCCAUGCGCCUCAGCAGCAUGCGGCCAGUCUUACUCAGGCGGCUUUGUUGCGUGCCAAUAGCGGCAGCGGUGGCGGGGCCACUGACAGUGCUACUGGCUCCGACAUUCACAUUGAAGUGCCCGGCAGUUUCCGCGGCUCGGUAGCAGGAGCGGGCAUCGGGCUGGCCUCGUCCUCCGCCGCCGCCUCGUCUCUGCCCAACGGCGCGCAUCAUUCGUCGUCUGGGAUACGCAAUCGGCCAGGAUUUGUUCAAUGA